This is a messenger RNA of Cantharellus anzutake, 1292 nucleotides long. RefSeq lists its product as uncharacterized. NCBI's taxonomy places the organism in Eukaryota, Fungi, Basidiomycota, Agaricomycetes, Cantharellales, Hydnaceae. The transcript has 6 exons. The record is from RefSeq and is a predicted model, not a curated record. The coding region runs from base 1 to 1077 and encodes 358 amino acids.
AUGUCAAACCCUCUUCCUCCCAUCGUCAUUGUUCGUCUUCCCUAUGAUCGCCCUCAUGAUGGAGGGCUGCGCGAUCCCAUUCCAGUUCGUGGUCAAGUACAGUCCAUUUCCACUCAUGCUUAUUUAUGGAUUUUAGGGCAAUACCUCGCUGCACACCUUGUCGUUCCACUGCCUUAUCUGUUAUACAAAACGCAGGCUCGUUAUGAAGAAGACCUCCGAAAAAUAUAUGAAGUGAAGCCUGUUAUCCCAACUGCUACUAUUCCCCGAGUCUUGAAUGAAGAUGGCAAGCGGAUACCAACCCCCAGCAGAAGAACAUCCUCCCGUGCCGAGACGAUCGUGACAGUGCCGCGCUCACCAGGGAAUCUUGACAAACUCGUUCUCCCGACCCUUUCUACGUCUCGCAUACAAUCCGCGGGCACAGCAGUCCGCUCCCCUACCACACUCCUCAAAAAUGCCAUGACUGGUUCGGCUAUUGCAUCGAAACCUUUAUCUUCUUCCUCCUCUUCCUCUGAUCCUGAGUCGGAAAUAACCGGAGACGAAGGGGAUCGGCAGAAGGAAGAAAGAGAAGAUGUCAACCGACGGUUGAAGGAAUUAGAGAAGUUGGUCAAUACUGACGGGUUUGGCUUCGCUGCUGGUUCGUCUGGUGCUUACCGCGGAAAGUUGAUUAGAAAAGGGAAAGAGAGACAAAAGGAGACACCUUCUAUGUCCGAUGUGCCGGAAACAGGCGAGAGUGGAAGGGAAGAGGAACCUGAGUCUCCUCCUACCCCUGAUUACACUUCCGCUGGUACUCAGAGCGGGGGAAAGGUGGCAACAUUUAUGGUGGCUCCAAGGACGUCACGAUUUUCCAGGGAUGCCAUUCCCAGCAUUCCAUCCGGUAGUCCAGGACGUGUUGCGAAUGUGCGAUGUCCUCCUGGUCAAAAUAAUAUAAGGACAACGUCCAUACCAUCACGAAAUCGGAGCCUUAGUAGCCAUGGAUCCCAAGCGUCUAGCUUCAGUGAUUUAAGCGAUGCAAGUAUUAGCGCUUCUGCUCUUGAAGACACUGUGCUAUCAGGGGGUGGCGGCGCUUCCAGAUUCUAAAUCCAUGUUUUCACGCAAACAGGAUAAUCUGUUCUGCCACCGUUCCAGUUAUUUAUUUUUCCUGUGCGAUCUCGAUGGACAGUCAUCUAAAAGUUGAAACCUUCGCAAUAUGGCAUUUGAACCGUGUCCAUGUAACAUAUACUCCCAGAUCCAAAUAAUUAAAUUUCACUGCGAAAACCAACUUUUCAAAAACUACUGAUUUAAAAUGAUCUAGC